This is a messenger RNA of Microcebus murinus (gray mouse lemur), 2698 nucleotides long. Its product is annotated as large ribosomal subunit protein eL31-like. Gene Ontology annotation, cellular component: cytosolic large ribosomal subunit; ribosome. Lineage: Eukaryota; Metazoa; Chordata; Mammalia; Primates; Cheirogaleidae. Gene Ontology annotation, molecular function: structural constituent of ribosome. The record is from RefSeq and is a predicted model, not a curated record. Gene Ontology annotation, biological process: cytoplasmic translation.
AAAAAAAAAAAAAACAUAUAAUAAGCAUUUGCCUAAAUGGCAUUGAAUGUUAGAAAUGAAUAUUUUAACAUGUAAACAUUUCAUUGCUAUUAGAAGUGAUCCUACCACACUGCUGCACAUCUUAUACCACCCACCCUGACCUGCAGUUAUGGAUUCCCUGGAUUUCCAUGAAAACAUUGAGAAAACAGGGACUGGUCUGGCUUGCGGACACUACUUAGCAUGUGUUGUUAGUUUCACAUUACAUACCAGUAUCACAGAAGUGGGCUAUCUGAAUUAUCAAGCUGAGAUCAAAGGGAGAAAACCUUGAACACUUCAUAUGGCUUAAGGCCAUCUCUACAUUGCCACACCUUUCAUAAUUUCUUCUCAGAUAAGCAUUACCCUCCCACACACAAUCACUGUAAAAAUUUAUGUCUCGUAAUAUGAAGCAUUAUUGGAAUAGAUGAGACAAAUAGGCCUAUAAAUGCAAUAUGUAUCUUUAGAGGUCCCAUCCUGAGCUGAUCUUCUCAUCGGCUCUUGGUACCUUGUUUCCCUCACUAUGUAUUCACUGCACUAGAAAAGUCCCUAGAUAGACUGAGCUAGGCAUCCCUAAGAGCUUACCACCAAAUAAAUGAUUAUAUCCAUAGGUUUCCUCCCCUAACCCAGCUUAUAAAUCACAUAUAAAUCAUUAGUAACUCUGCCCUAACUCACUUUAUCACAGUUACAAGAGAAGGUAAUGAGAAAGGCCUUAACUAGGGGAACAAAAACAAAGGCAAUCCAGGCCAAGUUGGGCUGAUUGCAGACAUCUGUUCCUUAGGCUUGGGUACACCCAACAACUCACCAUGCCUUUUCCCAGCCUCCUCUUUAAUUUCCUCCCCCAAAUCCAACAGGUCAAAUUAGUUCAUGGUGCUUCAAAAUAAACAAUCAUCAACAAAAAACAUGCAAUAUGUCCUACAAUGUUAGAGUCCUUAAAAAAAAAGGCAAGAAAAAGUGUAGAAAAACCAGAGCACUUAAAAGAAAUCUAUAUUCUACAAAUAUACUAAUGAAUGACACAAAUGAGGUAAUAUGACAUAAAACAAAAUGAGAAAGAUAUAUUUAAGAUUAUCCUCUUGAAUAUACAGAAUUCAUGGCACUUUCUGGACUAUCUAGCUAUAUUUAAAAAAUAUUAAAUUAUCUGUUCUGUUCAUAUAAAAUAAAGUCAACAUGUGUCUUGUUGUUUCUCAUAGAAACUAAAAAAUCCACGAGACAAUCCCUCGAGCUCUUCCUUUCUGACUUGGGCCUGGCAGAAUGGCUCCCGCAAAGAAGGGUGGCGAGAAGAAGGGCCGUUCUGCUAUCAGCGAAGUGGUGAUCCGAGAAUACACCAUUGACAUUCACAAGUGCAUCCGUGGAGUGGGCUUCAAGAAGUGUGCCCCUCAGGCACUCAAACAGAUCCGGAAAUUUGCCAUGAAGGAGAUGGGAAUUCCAGAUGUGCGCAUCGAUACCAGGCUCAACAAAGCUGUCUGGGCCAAAGGAAUAAGGAAUGUCCCACACCGGAUCCGUGUGCAGUUGUCCAGAAAACGUAAUGAGGAUGAAGAUUCACCAAACAAGCUCUAUACUUUGGUUACCUAUGUACACCCACUGCGCCUGGCCCCCGUUAUCACUUUUAAAAAUCUACAGACAGUCAACGUGGAUGAGAACUAACCACUGAUUGUCAAAUAUAUCAAAUAAAGUUAACAAACCAAAAAAAAAAAAAUCCACAUGAAUCUCUUUUUUCCUAUACCACCACCCUGCCUGUUCCCUAUUAUCUAUUAAUAUCUUCUUCUUUCUCUUAACCAUUCUCCUCUUCAUUUUGCCUGACCUUGCACCCAAGCAUGGCAGACAGAGAAUCCUAGAGGUCCAAGAUUCUAUAGUGGCUGUUUGCUAGGGUGAGGAGGCCACAGUAACUGCCACAAUGGAGUCUAUAAUGUGGGAAAGGAGAAAAAUAUUCUGAAUGCCUCUCACAUAUGAAAGAGAAGGAUGGCAGGAUGUCUGCAUGGCCCAAGGAACCAGAGGUAGUAAAUUAUGGGCAAAAGAACUGCACCCAGAGGCUGAAAGAUGGAAAUUUGACAGUCAGCUGUGUCUUCUAUCUCUCUGGUGUUUGCUUCUAAUGGGCAGAGUCCAUUUUUUGAAUAUGAUGGCACUGAAAAGAAGACCCCUGCUCUGGAAUUUGACAGGAAGUAACAUCCACAAAUGUAAGAAAGCAAUGCUCAUCCCAGAAAUACCUAGAAUCAAGGGGGGAAAAGGGAGAGCAGAAGAGAGAUGCAAGUUCAAACUGGCCCAGGCCACCCCACCCCAGGAAGGUGGGAUUCAAGAAGAACCUAAAGAGAAGAGCCUUGGACCACAUCAUUUUCUACAAUGUGCACUCAAUGAACGUUACCCUACUCUUCAACCAAAUUACAAAAAGAGCUCUUUAAUCCCUUCCUUUGGUCCUUAAAAGCUGCAGUAAGUUCACUGAUCAGAUCCAGUGAAAUCAUUUCAGAACAACAGUUAUUCAACCUAGUUGUCCCUUUCCUUCCUACCCAAGAAUAUCAAUUAACUGUAUAUAUAAUAUCUAAUUAUAAAUGUAUAAUAUAGAUUAUAGUAGGAAACAUAAUGUACUAAAUAUAAAUGACGAUUAGUUAAUUAUAUGAAUGAACAUCUAUGAGGAAUAUUGAGAUGACCUCCCUAACAUAAGAGCCUGGGAAGGUGGGACUAUCAUGUCUGU